This is a messenger RNA of Hydractinia symbiolongicarpus, 1983 nucleotides long. Its product is annotated as alpha-(1,3)-fucosyltransferase C-like. Gene Ontology annotation, molecular function: alpha-(1->3)-fucosyltransferase activity. NCBI's taxonomy places the organism in Eukaryota, Metazoa, Cnidaria, Hydrozoa, Anthoathecata, Hydractiniidae. Bases 337 to 1773 code for a protein of 478 amino acids. Gene Ontology annotation, cellular component: membrane. The record is from RefSeq and is a predicted model, not a curated record. The transcript has 4 exons.
ACAUAGAAACCAUGUUUGUUUACGUUCUUAUAUUAAUCACGUAUCCAUGGAGGUUACCGAACUAAGAUAAAAUGCAAAAGCAUUUAGAACACGUCGCAGAUUUAUUUAUCUUUAAAACUAAAAACAAUUCAUUGAUCCAUACAUGCAUGAUACGCCACUCGAACAUAAUCCGAUCUUUUUAAAUACACAAAAAGUUGAAAUUAUUUGAAUAAUUUAUAGUGUCCUUAUUGAAAAUUGUUUUCUAUUUAUUAUAUUAAAGCUUUCGUUUCGCGAAUUUGUACAAGAAUACAAAGUUCUAUAUGUAUCUCUGAAAAAAAAGAAAAGUUUUACGAGAUCAUGGCAGCAAGAACGAUAAUGCGUGGAGCUGCACUCUUUAUAUUUGGAUUUAUUUUGGGAUCGUUUUUGUUUCAUUCUGUUCUUAUCAAUAUGCAAAAGCACCAUCGCAGUGGCGUUGUUAAUGAACAAGGUAAAGUAUUUUUACCUGAGACGUCAUCAAAUAUAAACAAAGCACCUGAGGAAGCAAACAACGAAGGGAAAAUACAUUUCGAGAAGAAAAUAGAUUCCACAAAUAUGAAAUCUGAACGUAUCGAUAUAUUAGCUGAAGAUGACAGAGAAAAGUUCUACGAUGCUAAUUAUUGGGAAAUGGCGCCCCAUUACAAUAUCGAUGACUACGGAACGCCGGUUGAGGAGUACAUGCUUUCAGUUGAAAACAUGAAAUCUAUGUCGAAAGAAGAACGCGUAAAAAAAUUUAAAGACAGAAACAUAAAAACUGUUCUGUAUAUGCACAUGGCGUAUGGAUCAAAAACGUAUGGUUUUAACUAUAACGAACAUUCCAAGCAGGGUCAGUGGCCGUACAUCAUGAAAGGUUGUCGAAGAAGAGAUUGCUUUUGUACAGAUCAAAGAGAUUUUAUUCCAAUCGAAGAAUUUGAUGCUAUUGUGUUUUAUUCAAGAGCGAUUUCAAAGGCUGACGUACCUGCAGUUCGAAAACCACAUCAAAGAUACAUAUUGUGGGAGGUUGAGCCGGUAACAUAUCUAAUGGGUUUUAACCCAUCACAAUGGCAGAACUUUUUUAACUGGACACACACAUAUCGACGAGAUUCGGACUUGUGGGAGCCAUGGGGUGUAUUAAAUCAAGCGAAGCCAUACCCAAAACCCGUUGACACGUUAAUAGAGGAACGAAAAGCUGAUACUUCAUUGGCUGCCACGAAGAAAAAAUCGAUUGCAUGGUUUGUGUCCAACUGCAACGCACAUUCUGGUCGCGAUAGAUACGCUAAAGAACUUCAAAAAUACAUUCCCGUUGACAUAUAUGGAGGCUGCGGGCCCUUGCGUUGUGAUCGGAGUCAAACAGGAAAAUGUUGGGAAAAUGUAGAAAGAGAUUAUUAUUUUUAUUUCUCAGCUGAAAACUCACUCUGCAAGGAUUAUAUAACAGAGAAGUUUUUAAAUGCAUUGAAAAAGAAUAUAGUUCCGAUUGUAUUUGGUGGAGGGCAAGGGACAAACGAUUAUUAUUUUGCACCUAAAAAGUCUUUUAUAAAUACAUACGAUUACAAAAGUCCCAAAGAGCUAGCAGAAUAUUUGUUAAAACUACAGAAAGAUCAUGCAGAAUAUGUUAGUUAUUUUUGGUGGAAACCUUAUUAUAAUAUAUGGCUUGGAAGAUGGAAGAAAGCACAUUGUGAAAUAUGCGAUAAACUUCAUGCAAAUGAACCCAGCAAAGUUUACAAGGACAUGCAGGAUUGGUGGGUAACACAAUCAAAAUGCAGACCACCGUACUCUUGACCUUUCUCUCAGUUUUUUUUAUGGUUAUUCUAUUCCUACUUGUUUGAUAAAAGUACUGCUGCAGAAGAAUACAAUUCUAAUACUGAAUUUUAAAACUAGUGUUGUGUUUUUUUUUUAUUUCUAUUUUUGUUGUUAGUAUGUUGAUAACAUUUAUAGUUCAUACAUUUGUUUUGUGUUUGAUAAUAAAACAGACAGAAAUUGCUUCUAUCA